AAACAAAUCUUCUAGUAUUUAUCUCUACUUUAAAGUGUUAUCUUUAGACGCUUGAGAGUUGCUAUUGCUAUGGAGUUUGUGAAAGAGAAAGGUGGUGACAGAAUUGAGCUAGAGAAAGUUCUACACAUGAAUGCUGGUGAUGGAAACAACAGUUAUGCCAACAACUCCUUACUUCAGAAGAAAGUGAUGCAAAGAGCAAAACCAGUGUUACGAGAAAGUAUAAGCGAGUUAUAUAGAAAGAAUUUUUCAGACUGCAUAAAAAUAGCAGACAUGGGCUGCUCUUCAGGUCCCAACACUUUAGUUCCGAUCAGGGAGAUCAUAGACGCCAUUGACGACGCGUGCAACCGACUAAAAAGAAAAGCUCCCGUUCUCCAACUUUUCUUGAACGAUCUUCCGACAAAUGAUUUCAACUCGAUCUUCAGGUCAUUGCCGAAUUUUCUUAAGAAACUCGAGGUUGAGAAAGGUGGCAAGUUCGUGCCUUGCUUCAUAGCAGCUAUGCCUGGAAAUUUCUACGGAAGACUCUUUCCAUCUCACUUCUUGCACUUUGUCCACUCUUCCUACACUCUCCAUUGGCUGUCUCAGGUACCUAAAGAAAUUCUGACUGAAUCUGGAGUUUCAUUGAACAAAGGCAAUAUUUGGUUAUCCGAAACAAGCCCUCCUACUAUAUACAAAGCAUAUUUCAAUCAAUUCAAAACAGAUUUCACACAAUUUCUAAGGUCGCGCUCGGAAGAGAUGAUUUCCGGUGGUCACAUGGUGAUUACAUGCAUGGUUCAGACUACUAAUCCUCAUUGCAAAUUCGGCGGGUGUGAACCUUUGCGAUUGAUUAAUAUUUCCCUCAAGGAUAUGGUUGAUGAGGGAAUAAUCAAAGAAUCAAUUCUGGACUCGUGUGAUAUUCCAAUGUAUGCUCCUUCUAAAGAAGAAAUAGUCAGUUUAAUUGAAAGAGAAGAUUCAUUCAUGAUUGCAGAAUUAGACGAAUUCGAACUGAGUUGGGAUGUAAACAUUGAAGAUGAUAAUCAAGAAUUGGUGUUUAAUAAAUGGGAACGAGGUAAGUACGUAGCCACGUAUUUAAGGGCAGUUACAGAAUCUAUACUAGCAACUCACUUUGAAAAUUCCAUCAUUGAUGAUUUGUUCGAUCGAUUGUCGCUCAAGAUUGUAGAUUACUUGAACAAGGGGAUUGGUUUGCAUAAUAAUCUAGUCGUUUCCAUGAUAAGGAAAUGAAAUCACUACCAAUUUGUGGCUAUAGUUUCAAAAUUAUAGUAUGAGAUUAGUAUGUAUUUGGUUUGAA
Messenger RNA from Mercurialis annua (annual mercury), 1285 nucleotides. RefSeq names its product 7-methylxanthosine synthase 1-like. Lineage: Eukaryota; Viridiplantae; Streptophyta; Magnoliopsida; Malpighiales; Euphorbiaceae. The transcript is spliced from 4 exons. The record is from RefSeq and is a predicted model, not a curated record. Gene Ontology annotation, molecular function: S-adenosylmethionine-dependent methyltransferase activity. Gene Ontology annotation, biological process: methylation. Bases 70 to 1218 code for a protein of 382 amino acids.